AUGUCCGUUGAUGUCUCCUUGUACGUUCCAAUUCUUCUUCACGUCACGGUGCUCGCCGCCUUCAGGUACAUUCUGAUUCCACUAUGGGUGUACUGGAGACGACCUUAUUCGCCAGCCAUCGCACGUUUCCGAGGACCGCCAAUAAAACACUGGUUCUUCGGCUUUCUCACCCCUUCUGAGAUCGAGUGUUUUGAAAUGUCGACGAAGCUGCUAGAACUCUGCGAUGAUUACGAUGGGGACCCAGAAGCCAUCAGCUACGUGUUGAAUAACAGCCAGACGUAUGUACGAGCUGAGGUGCAGAUGAGAGUCGCUCGGAUGCUCUUUGGAGAUGGGCUUGUGGCUGUGGACGGCGAGCAGCAUCGGAGGCAAAGAAAGGUCAUCGGACCCGCUUUGACGUCUGCUGCAGUCGAGGGAAUGGCGGCCAUUUUCUAUGAAAAGUCGCACAUUUUGGCUGAUCGAUGGACACAGAAGCUGCCUAGUACAGCUAAUCAGGAGACAAAGUGUAUGGAGAUCAACGCCUACCGGGAAUUCGAGGCCUUGUCCUUGGAUAUCAUUGGCACCGCUGGAUUCCAACAUGACUUCCACUCACUGAGUGGACAGCGUAGCGAGUUAGAGGAUGCUUUAGUCAACGUCGCAAAGAGUGCAGCGACAGGGUCUAUAUACUCGUCUCUGAGAUCUCAUUUCAACUGGUUUGGCACGCUGGGUAGCCUGUUCAGCCAGGAACAGAAGACCCUAGACAAGUACAAGCGGCAUGUCCGGCGAAUUAGCAAAGAUCUCGUCGAGAACGCGAAGAGGAGAAUUCAAAUGCAGGACGGCGAUGAGACAGCAAGAGCUAGAGAUAUUCUUAGUCUCAUCGUCAAGUCGAAUAUCAGCACUACGGGGGGGGCCCGUCUGGACGAUGACGAGGUUGUCUCCAUGGUCCCAACUUUCCUCCUGGGAGGGUACGACAACAACGCCUCAGAGAUGUCGUAUGCGCUCUUCGCGCUUACAAACUUCCCCGAGACACAGCGCCGUCUGCGAAAAGAGCUCAUCUGCCCGCCGCCGGAUAACCGUGACUGGCAAGAAAAUUUCAGGUCUCUCGAGCGUCUCCCUUAUCUGGAUGCCAUCGCCAAAGAAACCUUUCGGAUGUAUAGUUCGGCGCACUCGAUACCCAGAACCGUCUCAAGGGACGACUGCAUUCCGCUCAGUAGAUCUCGACAGCUACGUGACGGAAGCUGGGUAGACAAGAUACACCUAAGUCGUGGCGAUGACGUGGUCAUCGCGCAGAAAUGGGUCAAUGUGUCAUCGCGGUUCUGGGGACCUACAGCCCACUUAUUCAGGCCGGAGCGAUGGAUCGAGGAUCCCGAGCAUGAGUAUUACGAUGGCGGGCUGCCACGCACCGUGACGGGUGAUGGUGAAAAGGCGAGGAAAGAAUUGCCUGGAUGGAGCCACUUGAUGACCUUCUCAAUCGGGCCACGGAGCUGUCCCGGCUAUAAGAUGGCGGUUGCCGAGUUCAAGGUCAGUUUGGCAAUCUUGGUGCUAAGAUUCAUGUUCAUAAGGCAUAAGGCCAUGGACGAGGUAUAUGGGGAAGUGCAGGUCGUAGAUCGACCCCGGGUGAAGGGGAAAGAAGGGUAUUGCAUGCCGUGUUGGGUGAAAGCUUUAGACUAG
Colletotrichum spaethianum is the source of this 1647-nucleotide messenger RNA. Its product is annotated as cytochrome P450 monooxygenase fum15. Gene Ontology annotation, molecular function: heme binding; iron ion binding; oxidoreductase activity, acting on paired donors, with incorporation or reduction of molecular oxygen. The record is from RefSeq and is a predicted model, not a curated record. The transcript is spliced from 2 exons. Lineage: Eukaryota; Fungi; Ascomycota; Sordariomycetes; Glomerellales; Glomerellaceae. Bases 1 to 1647 code for a protein of 548 amino acids.